This is a messenger RNA of Phyllopteryx taeniolatus (common seadragon), 7597 nucleotides long. RefSeq names its product inactive rhomboid protein 2-like. The coding region runs from base 4671 to 7175 and encodes 834 amino acids. The transcript has 20 exons. Gene Ontology annotation, biological process: regulation of epidermal growth factor receptor signaling pathway; regulation of protein secretion. Gene Ontology annotation, cellular component: endoplasmic reticulum membrane. Lineage: Eukaryota; Metazoa; Chordata; Actinopteri; Syngnathiformes; Syngnathidae. The record is from RefSeq and is a predicted model, not a curated record. Gene Ontology annotation, molecular function: serine-type endopeptidase activity.
GUGUGUGGUUCGGCUGCGAGUCAAUCCAAGGAUGUUGGAAGACACAAAGGGGGAAGUGCCGAGAUACCGGCGGACGUAUAGCCGACCGCGGCGUUGUUUGCCGGAUAAAUAGCACCUGUUAACGAAGAAGACGCCAGCCAUUCAUUGCCGCAGGUCGGGUCGUGGGGGCAGUAGCUUUAGCAGGAAAGUCCAGACUCCUCCAGGGGGAUCCCGAGGUGUUCCCAGGACAGCCGGGAGAUGUAGUCUCUCCAGUGUGUCCUGGGUCGUCCCUGGGGUCUCCUCCCGGUGGGACAUGGCCGGAACACCUCACCAGGGAGGUAUCCAGGAGGGAUCUUAAUCAGAUGCUCGAGCCACCUCAUCUAGCUUCUCUCGAUGUGGAGGAGCAGCGACUCAACUCUGAGAUCCUCCCGGAUGACCGAGCUUCUCACCCUAUCUCUAAGGGAGAGCGCAGACACCCUGCGGAGGAAACUCAUUUCGGCCGCUUGUAUCCGGGAUCUUGUUCUUUCGGUCACGACCCACAGCUCAUGACCAUAGCUCCUUCUUCACGACAACGGACCUAUACAAUGUCCACAUCACUGCAGACGCUGCACCGAUCCGCCUGUCGAUCUCCCGUUCCAUUCUUCCCUCACUAGUGAACAAGACCCCAAGAUACUUGAACUCCUCCACUUGGGGCAGGAUCUCAUCCCCGACCUGGAGAGGGGACGUCAACCUUUUUCCACUGAGGACCAUGGUCUCAGAUUUGGAUGUGCUGACUUUCGUCCCAGCCGCUUCACACUCUGCUGCGAACACUUCCAGUGAGAGUUGGAGAUCACGGCUUGAUGAAGCCAACAGAACCACAUCGUCUGCAAAAAGCAGAGAUGCAAUACUGAGGUCACCAAACCGGACCCCCUCUAUGCCUCAGCUGUGCCUAGAAAUUCUGUCCAUAAAAGUUCUGAACAGAAUUGGUGACAAAGAUUAUCCUUGGUGGAGUCAAACCCUCACCGCAAAUGAGUGCGACUUACUGCCAGCAAUGUGGACCAAACUCUGACACUGGUCGUGCAGGAACCGAACUUCCCGUAUCAGAGAGUCCGGUACCCCAUACUUCCAAAGCAAACCCCCCACAGGACUCCCUGGGGGGUCUCGGUCGAACGCCUUCUCCAAGUCCACAAAACACAUAUAGACUCGUUGGGUGAACUCCCAUGCACACUCAAGGACCCUGCCGAGGAGUUAGAGGUGGUCCACUGCCCCAUGGCCAGGACGAAAACCCACACUGCUCCUCCUGAAUCAGAGAUUCGACUCCUCUCCAGCACCCCUGAAUAGACCUUACUAGGGAGGCUGAGGAGUGUGAUUCCCCCUGUAUUUGGAACACAACCCUCCGCUCCCCCACCACCACCCCAGUCUGCCAAUCGAGAGGCAUUGUCCCCGAUGUUCACGCGAUGUUGCAGAGGCAUGUUAACCAGGACAGCCCCACAACAUCCAGAGCCUUUAGGAACUCCGGGCGAAAGUCAUCCACCCCCAGGGCCUUGCGACCGAGGAGCUUUUUAACCACAUUGGUGACCUCAACCUCAGAGAUACGAGAGUCCGCCUCAGAGACCCUAGACUCUGCUUCCUCAUGGGAAGGCGUGUCGGUGGAAUUGAGGCGGUCUUCGAAGUAUUCUACCCACAGACUCACAACGUCCCGAGUAGAGGUCAGCAGUACCCCAUCCCCACGAUACACAAUGUUGAUGGUGCUUCCACCACCUGAGGCGCCGGAUGGUGGACCAGAAUUUCCUCGAAGUCGUUCUCCAUGGCUUCACCGAACUCCUCCCACGCCCGAGUUUUUGCCUCAGCGACCACCAAAGCUGAUAUUUCCACUUGGCCAGCCGGUACCCAUCAGCUCUCACAGAUCAAAAAGGCCUGAAUGGCUUUCUUCUUCAGCUUGACAGCAACCCUCAACGCUGGUGUCCACCAACGGGUUCGGGGAUUGCUGGCACGACAGGCACCGACCACCUUACGGCCACAGCUCCAGUCGGCCGUCUCAGCAAUGGAGGCGCGGAACGUGGUCAACUCUGACUCAAUGUCCGCACCUCCCCUGGGACGUGGGUGAAGUUCUGAAGUUGAAACUCCUUCUGACAGGGGAUUCUGCCAGAUGUUACCAGCAGACCCUCACAAUACAUUUGGGCCUGCCAGGUCGGACUGGCAUCUUACCCCACCAUCAGAGCCAUGCGUGCCUCUCUUCACCCAAGUGUCCAAGAAGUGCGGCUGCAAGUCAGAUGACACAACCACAAAGUCGAUCAUCGAACUGCGACCAAGGGUAUCCUGGUGCAAAGUGCACGUGUGGACAUUCUUAUGCUUGAACAUGGCAUUCGUUUUGGACAAUCCGUGAUGAGCACAGAAGUCCAAUAACAGAACACCACUCUGGUUAUGAUCAGGUGUGGGGGGGUGGGUGCCUUCCUCCCAAUCACACCCUUCCAGGUCUCACUGUAAUUGCCCACGUGAGCAUUGAAGUCCCCCAGCAGAACGAUGGAGUUCCCAGCGAGAGCGCUCUCCAGCACCUCCGAUAAGGACUCCAAAAAGGAUGGGUACUCUAAACUGCUCAUUUGUGCAUCGGCACAAACAACAGUCUGGACCCGUCCCCACACCCGAAGGCAGAGGGAGGCUACCCUCUCGUCCACCAGGGUGAACCCCAACAUAUUGCCGGGGGGCAAUAAGUAUACCCACACCUGCUUGGCGCCUCCCACCGAGGGCAACUCCAGAGUGGAAGAAAGUCCAACCCCUCUCGAGAGGGGCCCAGAGCCCAGAGCCCAAGCUGUGCGUGGAGGCGAGUCCGACUAUAUCUAGUCGGAACUUCUUGGCCUCACACACCAGCUCGGGCUCCUUCCCUGCCAGAGAGGUGACAUUCCACGUCCCUAUAGCCAGCUUCUGUAGCCGGGGAUCGGAUCGCCAAGGUCCUCGCCUUCGGCCACCGCCCAGCUCGCACUGCACCCGACCCCUAUGGCCCCUCCCACAGGUGGUGAGCCCAUGGGAAGGGGGACCCACGUUACCCUUUCGGGCUGUGCCCGGCCGGGCCCCAUGGAUGCAGGCCCGGCCACCAGGCGCUCGCCUUCGAGCCCCACCUCCAGGCGUGGCUCCAGAGGGGGGCCCCGGUGACCUGCGUCCGGGCAAGGGAAAACCGAGUCCAUUGUUUGUCGUCAUCAUAAGGGGUCUUUGAUUCAUUUAAUUACAAUGAAGUAAUUUAAUUACACUAAGUUAGCACCCAUUAUUUCUGUCAUGUUGAAAUGUUGGUCUGACCUGACUGAAAAUUUUAACUUAUGUCAGUGGCCAAUCCUUGAAUGCCCCCUAGAGGUCAUUGUUUUACCUUUUCUCUAAAAUGCUAUAGAAUACUUUUGAUGAUACUCAGUAUACAGUACACAAGUAUAUGUAGUAAAUGAACAAGUCAUUUAAAUAGUCAUAUUACUCCAUCUUUUGAUCAGAUUGGCGUGUGUGUGUUUAGUCAGUGUGGCUUUCAAAUAUUUAUGCUGUACUUUUUGUUUUACUGCAUUUGGAGUCAGGUGCACCGGCCGCCAUCACUGAGCUUAUUUGAGGUUUUUUAUAUUGCAAAUAUUGAGACAUGGAUCAAACUCCAAAUAGCACUGACUGGAUUUACAGUGAAUAGCUUCACAGCCUUAUCGCUACCAUUGAUGGCUGUUGAAUUAAAAUACCCAUUUUAACAUGGAGGACUGGCAGUGAAUGAUACAGUUUUAUUAACUCAGAAGCUCUCUGAAGGAAAGUGAUGACUAUUUAAGAAGUGAUGAGGGUCAGUUCCGCAUUGAGCCAACGACAAGGCAGACUUAAAUAGCUCUUUAUGAUAAGGUUAAAAAAAAGGAAAGCUUGAUUUCUAGUGAAGAAUGCGUGAAUUCGUCAAAAUGUUUCAGACAAUCAUCUUUGGUAAAUGUUUCGCGAUCAUUAUAGGGGAGAGAAGGUCAUCGCUAGGUUUGAUGGACGUGGGUUGGGGGUCGGGGUUAGCCCCCAGGAGAUGCACAGGAUGUAAGCAAAUGUAGUGCGCGAGCACAACAUCUCACAAACAGCUAAUGAAGACUGAGAAAUUGCAUUUUAACAGUUUGGGACAGAUUUUAAAACAAUACAAUACUGUGUAAAAGUUCAAAGCACCGUUAAAUUUGUAAAUUUCAGUCUGUCUUUUAAUACAGCACACAAACACAGGAAGUGUGUUUCCAGCAUUCACCACCACAAAAAAGAAAAAAAACAUGUACACGUUUUUAUAGUGUUUGGAGAACUGUAUGCAAAAAAGGUCAUUGUGUUGUCACGAAGUCAGCCAAACCCAUCAUUUUCAAUAAUUUUUUUUUUACAGAGACUAUAACAACUGCAGUCCAGAGCUAGGGACUGCGAUCAAAAUGGUCAGAUAUGCGACCCUUUUUUUCAGUUUGUGUGAGUAAAAAUGUGGUCGCACUUGCACGAGUGCCUGUUUUCAUGCUCCAACAUUAACGGUGGUCCGGGGUCAGUAAGCGCAUUUUCGGACCAAAAUACUUUAUCACUGACCUGUUCAGGCCGAGACAGGAUGUUACGAUAACGAAAGGAAAAACCGCAACACACGUUUGACAGGAAAAGCUAACAAAGCUAACGCCGGCAGCGGGACCAUGGAAUGGCAGCGAAUAACAAGGGCAGCGACAAUCUGAAGCUUCAUCACCAGAUUAUUAUCAGAGAACAUUAUCAGGAUGCCAUCGCAAGAGGGAGAAGAGCCGCCUCCGAAUGGGAACCAGUCUGAUAGCCGUCUAAAGAGCAAGAAGCCACCCAGUCUGGUCAUAGCAAUACCUACACCGAAAGAGAUGAUGUCCCAUGACCCCACUAAACAGCCCCUUCGGCCGUCUUUGAAGAAAAAGACGAGUGGCCAAGCAACCAGUUCUGUGUCAGAGAGUAUCAGCGGAACAGGAGAUGGAGGCCUGUCAGCCUCAGAGAGAAGGGAAAAGUUUGGAAGACAGACCUCACUCUCACAAAGUAUUCGCAAAAAUACAGCCCAGUGGUUCGGGGUUGGAGAAGACUGUGAGACCAAGCAGCAGGUUUGGCAGAGGAAGAGUCUGCGCCACUGCAGCCAACGCUAUGGCAAGCUGAAGGCCCAGUACAGAGAGCCUGACACAGCUUUGAGCAUGGAGCAGAGCCUGGAAUCACCAGCCCCACACAAGAUGCCUAAGAUUGUAGACCCCCUGGCACGGGGACGAGCGUUUCGUUACCCAGAGGACAUAGACACUCGCUCCCCUAAGGCUCCCUUCACUCCUGGGGUCACCUCGCUCAGCUCCUUUACCAGCCAGCGUUCUGGGUACAGUCACUUCCCCAAACGUAAGAGGGAGUCCGUCGCCCGCAUGAGCAUCCGUGCUGCAAAUAACCUGCUCAGGGGCCGAAGCGGCUUAGCGGGUUCCCUGACAGGUCGCAGCUUUCCCAGGAGGAGCUUUGUCAGACCCAGCUGGCAGGAUGAUGACACUGUGGACUCGGCAGACAUGUCUGAGUCACUCUUUUUUAGCAAGGUCGAUGUCCACGAUGAGUUGUACUCUAUGGCUGAUGACGUAUUUGAGUCACCACCAAUCUCUGCUGCUUUUGCACCAAGUGAGCAACCAGACCAGAAAUUCUCAAGCCUCAUGCCCAUAUCCUGCAAGGAUGCAUCUCGAACACCCUGCACACCAACAGCAGUGCAAGAGAAAAGUCAUCCUCGACGUGGGCGUCGCAUCGCUUCCCGAGUGAAGCACUUUGCUUUUGACAACAAAAAGCGUCGCUAUGGAAUGGGCGUUGUGGGCAAGUGGCUGAACCGGCACUACCGACAUAGCCUCAGCAGCACCAUCCAGAAGCAGUUGGAUGACUUCCACAGCCACAGGCCUUACUUUACCUACUGGAUCACUUUUGUCCAUGUUGUAAUCACGUUGCUGUCGUGCUGUACUUACGGUUUUGCACCUGUAGGGUUUGCACAACAUUCUAAAACUGACCUUGUGCUGAAGAACAAAGGCAUCUAUGAGAGUGUUAAGUACAUCCAACAGCAGAACUUUUGGAUUGGUCCAAGAUCUGACGACCUGAUUCAUUUGGGAGCCAAGUUUGCUCCAUGUAUCCGUCAGGAUAAACAGAUAGUCCAUCUGAUUCAGAAGGCCAAAGAUCUGGAGAAAGAGUCAGGGUGUUGUGUUCAGAAUGACAAUUCCGGAUGUGUGCAGACUCUCAUCUCUGACUGUUCCGAGACACUGGCGACUUUCAUCAAAUGGAACAAUGAGUUUGUGGACAUCAACAGGUCCUCUGGCUCUGUCUGUCAUCAGGAUCCCAGAAUAUGUGAAGAGCCUGCAUCUGCAGAGCCUCACACGUGGCCAGAUGACAUCACCCAGUGGCCGGUGUGUACAUAUCCCAAAAGGUGGAACCAUACAGGCUACAGACAUGUGGACUGUAACAUCAAGGGGCGACCUUGCUGCAUUGGCACUAAGGGCAGGUGUGACAUCACAACCAGGGAGUAUUGCUCUUUCAUGCAUGGGUACUUCCAUGAAGAUGCCACACUAUGCUCACAGGUCCAUUGUCUGGAUGAUGUUUGUGGCUUGCUGCCCUUCCUAAACCCUGAUGUGCCUGAUCAAUUCUACCGUUUCUGGCUGUCCCUUUUCCUGCACGCUGGGUUGCUACACUGUGUGGUAUCAGUAGUGUUUCAGAUGACCAUAUUGAGAGACCUGGAGAAGCUGGCUGGUUGGGUGCGCAUCUCCAUCAUUUACAUCUUUAGCGGAAUAACUGGAAACCUUGCCUCUGCCCUCUUCCUUCCCUACAGAGCUGAGGUGGGUCCAGCAGGAUCUCAGUUCGGCCUCCUGGCGUGCCUGUUUGUUGAGCUCUUUCAAGGGUGGCAGAUGUUGGAGAAACCAUGGAAAGCAUUUUUUAAACUACUGGGCAUUGUCUUUUUCCUCUUCUUGUGCGGCCUUUUACCCUGGAUCGACAACAUUGCCCACAUUUUUGGCUUCCUUAGCGGCAUGCUGCUCUCUUUUGCCUUUCUGCCCUACGUCACCUUUGGAACUUUCGACAAGUACCGCAAACGCAUCCUCAUUGUCAUUUCGCUGUUGGCAUACGUCGGCCUGUUCUCUUCACUCAUUGUUUGGUUUUAUAUUUACCCCAUUAACUGGCACUGGCUGGAGCAUCUCACCUGCCUGCCCUUCACGAGCAAGUUCUGUGAAAAGUAUGACAUUGACCACGACAUUACCCAUGUGGUGCACUAGUCAUUAGCGUUUACUGAUGGCCUCUGUGACCAAGCUAACCAGCAAUAAUCCAGGUCUUCUAAGUGUCCUUUAAGACUUUGGCAGUCGUGACUUUUGUUGUGGUUGGUUUAUCAAAGGUACUCUGCAGAGUCUAUGACUCACACACUUCCAUAAAACUUUUGCGUCACCAGUAUUUACUUGCGAGUGAGCUCGAGGUUGGGAAAAUACUCAGGACCUCAAAUGCAAAUAGCUGGAUGAAACCAAAGAAGCAUCACAUGUUUUGUUCAGCAUUUGAAAGGGCACACACGACAAGGCUGGUCCAGUGGAAAUGGGGUACCACCAUUAUCAGGUUAGAUGAACUGGAUGCCUUACACAACAAGUGACAACGGGUCAAACACUAUGGACAAAUAAUAUGACUUACUUUCUAUUAGAGCUACACUCGG